CAGGUAACGCUGGUUACUCUGGAUGGUUCGACAGGCCCAAGACAAUCUGUGCUAGUCUCGGAUUUUAUCGCGCAGUGAUAGCUGCGUGGCUUGAUCUAGAGGUCACUGUAUUUUCACGUGACGUGACAAAGCGCGCCUCCAAACCGAUUUCCGAGACUGGAUCCCAAGUCUUGAACUACUUGACUUGCACUUCGACUAAUUGGCAUCUUCAGCCAUCGAAGCUACGAAAAAUUAUGGAUUCCAUGUCGCUCCCGUUUCAUCGUAUCUAAAGUCUAGACAGUCACACCUUAUCAUUGGAUCGCGCCAGGCCUCCAAUUCAUGUCUACACAAUGGGGUCUGAAAGUCCGACUAGAAGCUCCAAAUACACUCCAGUCCACAACCCUUCGGAAGAAACCCCCCAUACCCAGUUUGAUGCCAUUGGAACAAGAAUUGCCGGUCAGAACAGGGAAGCUUCAGUAAACUGCUCAGAUAUUUGGCGAUGGUAUAAAGUGCAUAAGGAAGAAGAACCAAUUGCCCAUCCCACUUCGCGACAGUCGAAAAUCAGUCGGUUUUCGAUGCGAUCAUAUGGAGAACCUCCUGCCUGGUUGACACUUUCCUCUUUUGGACACCCGCGUUUCGACGCUGCGAGCGGCUGAGCGGGAGACUUGGACUGGACAGGAAUAAGCAGAGGAACGUCUGGCGAAAAUCGAGCGACAGGAUAAGAAGCACGAUAACCACCUAUUACCCGUCGGUGUCAAGCGCCUCACGCAUGCAGAAUAAGGAUAAUUACGUCACUCGGAUCAUACGACUGUCCCGGACCGCGCGGGUACCACCCCAAUCUCAACCAGUUACCACUACCAUGAGGCUCCUGUUACCCCUGCUCUCCCUGAGCACCGCGCUUGCAUUCCCGACUGGAGAUCAGGUCGUCUUGAACUUGGGAACGGCGUCUGCAUCCUCAGGGGAAGCCUACCAUGCGGCGAACCUGUGGCUCGACGAUACCAAGAAGGCCAUCCUCGAAGGCAAGAAGAACAUGGAGAAGUGGUUUCACGCUGGGAAAGAGUUCAUCAAGCAGAACGGAAUGUUGUAUGAACUCGUCUCACACCCGUCGCUGGCCGAGCACCAGCUCCGAGUGACGGAACCGGAUCUAUGUGAUUCUUCCGUGAAGCAGUACUCUGGGUAUGUCCGUUCUCUUGAUAUUUUGCUUGUUAGGAGACUCACCA
Messenger RNA from Mycena citricolor, 1199 nucleotides. NCBI's taxonomy places the organism in Eukaryota, Fungi, Basidiomycota, Agaricomycetes, Agaricales, Mycenaceae. The record is from the annotation of a GenBank genome assembly.